AUGAAUCAUCUGAUGAUUCAAAGAUUUUACCUGAAAAAAAAACAAGAUUACUAUGUUUCGACUCCUGUUAAUCUAAAAAAUCAGCCAACUUUAGUAGUUCGAUUGUCUGACAUCAGGAAAUCGUACGAUUCAACAAGAACAGAUUCCACACAAUCGGAAAGUCCUGCGCCCAGCAUUCCUUCAAAGCUUCUAGAAAUGUUUGAUAGUCGUUCUACUGAGUCUUCAUUUACAUCAAAUCUACAAAAAUCUAACUUUCUUAAUUUGGAAACAAAUAAUUCUAUCAAUAACUCUCCAAUCCAACUUUCUAAUAAUAACCUCCCAGAAAAUGAAAAGUCUACCUACAGUGCCGAUGUGAGCUUUAAUGAAGCUUCAAACAAUAGCGUCAAACAAAACGUAGAAGAAAGUCAACUAGAAACUACUCAAAGCGAAAACUCGAAAGUAUCCAAUAACAAUGACCCCGACUUUGACUCUGAUAGUAGCGGAGUAGCAAAAAGUAAUGAUAGUAAUAAAAAUGAUGACUCAAAAAUCGCUAGUAUCAACAAAUCAUCUUCAUUCGAGGCUAUCAUUCCUUUUCAUCCGUGUGAAAAUGUUGUUAAUGCUGAUAAAGAUGAUAAUUACGAUAAUAAUAACCGCAAAAAAAUUCGCCAGCACUCAAGAAAACGUCAUGCUAAAGUUCUUACUGCUGAAAAUUCGGAUAUUGAGAAUUCAAGCCGCAAAGUUGGCUUUUCUAAGCCGAAGUCAUCAACUAAAAAAAGGAAAUAUACUUCAGACGUUGAAUCUGAUAGAACCCCUACUCAAAGUGCCGAUCAGAAUAAAAUUAGCCGUAAUACAUGGUUACCUGCUGAGAUAAAUUGUCUUAUUAAAUAUUUUGGUAGACUGGAAACAGUACAAAAAACUCCAAAUAUAGCAACGUGCCAAAAGCUCAUACGAAAGUACGAUGCUUUGAAAAACAGGACAGCAAUUCAGGUCAGGGCGCAAGUCGAUAAUUACAGACGAGCUGCGGAAAGAAAAGAGCGAUACCGAAAAAAGAAAAAUGAAGGCAAAAGUUCUAAAUCCUUAUCAGAUUAA
Molecule: messenger RNA, 1068 nt
Organism: Cotesia congregata
Lineage: Eukaryota; Metazoa; Arthropoda; Insecta; Hymenoptera; Braconidae
Source: the annotation of a GenBank genome assembly